Molecule: messenger RNA, 627 nt
Organism: Arachis ipaensis
Lineage: Eukaryota; Viridiplantae; Streptophyta; Magnoliopsida; Fabales; Fabaceae
Source: RefSeq, a predicted model, not a curated record
AUGAUUAAUGUUAUUGAUAUGGACCGUGAUUAUUUUUUGGUUCAUUUUUCAGAUGAAGAUGACUAUUCGCAUGCACUAACGGGAGGACCUUGGAUGGUGGCUGGGCAUUAUUUAAUUGUCCAACGUUGGAGGCCUUUUUUUCUGGAAUCUGAGAAAGCAGUUCGCAAAAUAGCGGCUUGGAUACGCAUACCGGAUCUCCCGAUCGAGCUGUACAACCAUCGCUUUCUAUGGAGAGUGGGAUCGGCCAUUGGUACGAUGUUGAAAAUAGAUAGAGCCAUGUCUAUUCAUUCGAGAGGAAGGUUUGCCAGAAUAUGUGUUGAGAUUGAUCUCACUAAAAAGUUAGUCCCCAGAAGUUUUGUUCUUGGGAGUAUUUUCAAUAUUGAAUAUGAAGGUCUACACCUUAUUUGCUUCAAGUGCGGUCUUUAUGGUCACCGUUCAGAACAAUGUAGUGAACCGUCGGAGGAUGCGGAGGAAGGAGGCGGCGUCUCGGGGUCCGGGGGAGACGGGAGAAGAUCCGAUGAACAGAGGAUCAUUGCAUUGAAUAAGGACCAGAAUGAAAAUAGCAUAAAAUUCGGUGAACAAAAUCAAAGGAGAUAUGAUCAAAGCCCUCCAAAUUUUGGACCCUGA